Messenger RNA from Purpureocillium lilacinum, 1461 nucleotides. RefSeq lists its product as uncharacterized. The record is from RefSeq and is a predicted model, not a curated record. NCBI's taxonomy places the organism in Eukaryota, Fungi, Ascomycota, Sordariomycetes, Hypocreales, Ophiocordycipitaceae. Gene Ontology annotation, biological process: transmembrane transport. Gene Ontology annotation, cellular component: membrane. Gene Ontology annotation, molecular function: transmembrane transporter activity.
AUGGACGUUCAUCAGGUGAACUCGCGAGCGAUCCACGACGACCUGGAACUGGACGACAAUGCCGCCUACGACGCGGCACAAGGGACCGGUGAAGGCGUGAACCACAACACGGCUGGGGGAGUCGACAACAACGGCAACACGGACGGCAAUGAGAAGAGCGAGCAUGGCGUCCAAGAGGCGCCGCAACAGGCUCAAGGCCAUGACUUAGAGAAGCGGGCCACCAGGGCAUCAACGGCAGCCUCGUUUGAAGAGACCUUUCCAGAAGGCGGGUUCAAAGCAUGGCUCGUCGUUUUCGGUGGUUGGUUCGCCUUGAUAUCCUCGAUGGGUCUGAUGAACACGAUUGGCGUGUUCCAAGCGUACACGCUGAGCCAUCAGCUCAAGGACCACAGCGAAGGCACGGUUGGCUGGAUCUUCUCGAUCUACACCUUCCUAGCCUUCUUUUGCGGAGUCUAUAUUGGACCCAUCUUCGACAAGUAUGGCCCGCGUUGGCUGGUUAUUGCUGGCUGUACAAGCACGACAGUCGGCGUCGUCUGCAUGAGCUUCUCAACCCAGCUUUGGCAUUUCAUCCUCUCCUUCGGCAUCCUCGCCGGCUUUGGCACCUCGCUCCUCUUCACGCCGUGUAUUGCCGCCGUCGGCCACUGGUUCCGUCGCCGCCGCGGCUUCGCCACCGGCAUGGCUUCCACGGCCGGCGGAAUCGGCGGAAUCAUCUUUCCUCUCAUGCUCACCGCCCUCUUUGACAAGGUCGGCUACGGCUGGGCAACCCGCAUCCUCGCCCUCAUCUGCCUCUGCUGCGGGCUCGUCGGCGUUGCGCUCGUGCGCUCCCGCCUUCCGCCUGCGCAGAACGCGACGGCGCACCCCGACAUCCGCAUCUUUAAGCAGACCACGUUCACGCUCACGACCAUUGGCAUCUUCCUGCUCGAGUUCUCGCUCUUCAUCCCCCUCGGCUACAUCUCUACCUACGCCCUGCACAAGGGCUUCAGCCAGGACUUCUCCUUCCACCUGCUCCCCAUCAUGAACGCGGGGUCUGUCGUCGGGCGAGCCCUGCCGGGGUACUACGCCGACGUGGUCGGCCCCUUCAACGUGUGCCUCUUCUCCGUGCUGCUGUCCCUGGUCGCGUGUCUCUGCGUCUGGCUGCCCCUCGGCCACACCGCCGCCGGCGUCAUCGUCUUCUCCGUCCUGUUCGGCUUUGCCAGCGGCACUUCCAUCGCCAUCGCCCCCGUCUGCAUCGGGCGCAUGUGCAAGACGCAGCAGUACGGCCGGUACUACGCCACCACGUACACGGUCGUGUCGUUUGCCUGCCUGAUCGGCAUCCCCAUUGGUGGGAGUCUUGUUCAGGCCAACGGUGGCUCGUACAACGGCCUCAUCAUCCUCACCGGCGCCGUCUACGUCGGCUCGGCCGCCUUCCUCAUCUUGGCCAAGACAGGGGACCUGGGCUGGAAGAACUGGAUGGCCGCGUACUAA